This is a messenger RNA of Stylonychia lemnae, 1242 nucleotides long. The record is from the annotation of a GenBank genome assembly. NCBI's taxonomy places the organism in Eukaryota, Ciliophora, Spirotrichea, Sporadotrichida, Oxytrichidae.
AUGAAUCAGCAUGCUGGUUUCGUUUAAUGCGUCAAUGUGAUAUUUGACAAUUUUAACACCUGUGGAACUCUUAUAGGAACAGAUGCCUACUCUAAUUAAUUGGACUAAUAUCAAACAAAAAUACUUGAUUUAAGCAAUAAUGACCUAUACAACAGAGAAAUAUAAUCAAUGUAACUUGCUGUAUUCAAACAAGCAUAUUUUAAAGAUCUUGAAACUCUGCAGCAAGGUUUAUGUCCAGAUAGGUAUUGCCAUUUUAUUUACAUUCAAUAAUCUACUACUGGAAGGUUAGCAUUGAUCAAUGGGUUUAUGAAUAUUUAAGUCCCAGAAGUCAUUUCAAUUGAUGUGUCUUCAAAUUCUAUUGUUGGAAUUUAUUCAGAAGGUGAAGGAAUAUUUAAAUUCUACAAAGGGUAUAUUCUUGCAUAUAUCUAUGAAAAUUCAAUUAUCAAUUUAUUUACCAAUGGUAAUGGCAGUUCAUUCUUCUUAAGUUCAGAUAAUUUUUACAUAACUUUCAACCUCUAUGAUAACUAUGGAUAUAACAUUUAAGCUUAAAAUGGCUCUUUAAUAGCAACAGAGUAAUAUAAAGAUCCAAAUGUAAUAGUUUUCCAUAACUAAUAGGACAUUAGAUACUUUAUGAUAUUUGACUAAACCUCUAAUAAUUGGGAUUUCAGAAUGGCUGAAAAUGACAUUAGUGUUGAUUAAUUAGUACCCUACGAAGCGUUUAUUUACAUUGGUCCAAAUACUAUAGUCACAAUUAGCAAAUUAACCAUGCAUGAUAACUAUAAUCUUGUUAAAAAUCCUUACUUUGACCCUAUUAUGAUAUUUUGUGAUUCAUGUGUAUUGACUAUAGAUGAAAUCAAUUUUGUUCUCUAAAGAUAUCCAGAGUCUGCUUUUAUAAUGGCUAAAGAUACCAGCUCUGUUACUCUAAAAAAUAUAGAUUUUACAACAAGUGGUGCUAUUCCUUGCGGAAAGUUAAUAAAAAUUAUAGGAGAUAAAGCUGGCUCUCUCUUAAUUGACGGAAUUGAUUUGGAUGCCAGUAUGCCUAUAUCGGAUGAAACAACAGGAGGAAUCAUAGAAUCUUACAACCCAGAAUGUAGAUUAGCUUACGUUGUCUUAUAUAACCAUCGCCCAACUAUAAUCAUCUUAUUAGUUUUUGAAUGCUCAAGGUGGGUAAAAUAUAGUAAUAGAUCACUUGUAACUUAACUGUUAAUUAACUUCAUUUGGGAUGUAGCUAAUGGAUUAUGA